This is a messenger RNA of Fusarium vanettenii 77-13-4, 444 nucleotides long. RefSeq lists its product as uncharacterized. NCBI's taxonomy places the organism in Eukaryota, Fungi, Ascomycota, Sordariomycetes, Hypocreales, Nectriaceae. The transcript has a single exon. Bases 1 to 444 code for a protein of 147 amino acids. The record is from RefSeq and is a predicted model, not a curated record.
AUGAUACUACCGGUCUGUCCACGAAGCCUCCAGAAAGGUGAACCUAUACAAACGCCAUGGUCCACUCAUGUCGUCGUCAAGGAGAUCCUCGUAACCACCCAGGUGGGCAAUUUGACCUUUUACGGUGUCCGUGCCGAGACCCAAGACUCCUACCCUUGGGACUGGCUGAGCACAGAAAGCCUUCUCUGGGUUUUUGACGAUGGAACAGGUCCUCGGAUGUGGCAGCAUCCGGCUCAACCAGUGCCGUACAGUUUUCAGGAGCCAGAAAAUAACUUGGAGCGUAUCGUAGGCCAUUACGAGUCGAGGAGCGGGGAAUGCUACGUUGCGGUCAAAUGGAAGAACUGCUUGUCACCAACGUGGGAGCUGGAGGAGAAUAUGGGCUGUCUUGCUGACGCCCUCACGUGCUAUUUCAAUAACAUUUCAGACCAGAGCUGGGCCGAGUAG